Ostreococcus tauri is the source of this 4797-nucleotide messenger RNA. RefSeq names its product Target SNARE coiled-coil domain. The record is from RefSeq and is a predicted model, not a curated record. Gene Ontology annotation, cellular component: mitotic spindle. Lineage: Eukaryota; Viridiplantae; Chlorophyta; Mamiellophyceae; Mamiellales; Bathycoccaceae. The transcript has a single exon. Bases 1 to 4797 code for a protein of 1598 amino acids. Gene Ontology annotation, biological process: regulation of mitotic cell cycle; mitotic spindle organization.
AUGGCGCGCAUCGAUAGGGCCGAGAGGGCGCCGUUACUCGCGACGAAGACGACGUCUCGCGACGUCGAGGUCGGGGCGGUCGAGAGGGAGAGCGAGCGAGCGAGCUGGAAGGCUGGAUGGAGUCGAGGGAAGGCGCUCGCGGCGUGCGGCGCGGCGGCGCUCGGGUUGGCGUGCGCGGUCGGGGUGAACGUCGCGUCGAAUGGGUCAGAGGGUGUGAUGUUGGAACACGCAGAUCUGGGUGGUCGACAGGCGAGCGCGUCGAUGGCGUCGGCGCGGCAGAGGACGCCUGCGGCUCAAAGACGGGCGCAGCGCGUCGCGACGAGAAAGCAGUCGAGGGUGACGGCGCGAGCGAAACUCGCGGCCGCGGACUCCGAAAAGGUAUACGAGGAGAGCGUACGCAGAAAGCUUCUUCGUCGAGACGCCGUGAUUCGCUCGAGAGGAGAAGAAAAGAUCAAGGAGGUGAAGAAGGAUGCCGAGACGCUCAUCGCGGACAUUCACGCCAGGGUUGAACAGCGGGCGAAAGCCAUCGAGAAGACGGCGCACCACGAAGGUACUGCGAGCGCGCUUCAGCAGGCGCAGCGAUCGAUCGAUGAGAUGAGAAAGGAGACGGAGAAGCGCGUCGCUCUGAUCAAAAACAAGACGGCGAGUCGAAUCAAGAUGAUUGAGGAAGUCACGGAAAAGCACACGUCAUCGCACGCAUCUUCGGAGUCACUCAAGCACUCUUCUCAUUCGCACGCAACAGCGACGCACGCUGUUAAACUCGGCGACGCUGAGAAUCCUGCGGCGAGCACUGAAGAUGCCGCUCUGGCUCAGGCGCAGACAACCACGCAGACGACCACGGAGUCUCCGCAGGCGCAGGCGGCGCAUCGACGAGACGAACGCAUCACGGCACUCGAGAAUCAAGCUGCCGAUCAGACCGCCAAGGUGACGGCCGUCGCCAAUGAUGUGAAGCAACAGGCGGCUAAGAUUGAUAACGUCGAUAACAAGGCGGAUGAGCAAGCUGAUGACAUUAAAAAAGUCUCCAAAGACGUCAAGGAACAAGAGGAGACAAAUGAGGAUCAAUCCGACGAUAUCAACAAGGUUGAGAAGACAACCAAGUCCACGCAAGAUGACGUCGACGACUUGUCGUCGAAGCAGCAAGAUCAGGGCAAGAAAAUCGCUCAGAACGAAGCAUCGAUUAAUCAGCUCGAUGCGCAAGUGCGAGCUGAUGACUCAAAGAUCAAGGAAGUCACGGAUGACGUGGAGAAGACUGAUAACAAGAUUGUGGAUGUCUCCACGAAGCAAGCUGCCGAAGUGAGGGAGCUCGACGACACUGAGAGGCGACUCGACAAUAAGAUCGAUGGCGAAAGCAAAGAGCUCGAGGAAACGCAGGAUCAGUUGAAGGAUGAGACCGAAAAGCUCGAAGACACGCAGGAUCAGUUGAAGGACGAGACCAAAGAGCUCGACGACACGCAGUCCAAAUUACAAGACACGACGACUAAGCUCGCGCAAGCUUCCGUAAAGGAACAAGGUGACGUUAACAAGCUUCAAGAUAAAAUUGAUGGCGAGGACAAGGAACUGGACGAGACCCAAUCCAAGCUGGAAAACGAGAGCAAAGAACUCGAUGAAACGCAAGAUGCGUUGAAGGACGAGAGUAAGGAGCUCGAUGAAACCAAGUCCAAAUUCGAAGACGAGACUGGCAAGCUCAAGGAUGCCACUUUCAAGCAAGACGGCGAAAUCGACAAACUUGAAGAAGUCACCGAAGGCACAAACAAGGAACUCGACGAGACUCAAUCCAAGCUGGAGAGCGAGAGCAAGGAACUUGACGAGACGCAAUCAAAGCUGGACGAUGAAAGCAAGGAGCUUGAUGCCACGGAGUCCAAGGUGGACAGUGAAAGCAAGGAGCUUGAUGAGACUCAAUCCAAGCUGGAGAGCGAGAGCAAGGAACUUGACGAGACGCAAUCAAAGCUGGACGAUGAAAGCAAGGAGCUUGAUGCCACGGAGUCCAAGGUGGACAGUGAAAGCAAGGAGCUUGAUGAGACUCAAUCCAAGCUGGAGAGCGAGAGCAAGGAACUUGACGAGACGCAAUCAAAGCUGGACGAUGAAAGCAAGGAGCUUGAUGCCACGGAGUCCAAGGUGGACAGUGAAAGCAAGGAGCUUGAUGAGACACAAUCCAAGCUGGAAAGCGAGAGCAAGGAACUUGACGAGACGCAAUCAAAGCUGGACGAUGAAAGCAAGGAGCUUGAUGCCACGGAGUCCAAGGUGGACAGUGAAAGCAAGGAGCUUGAUGAGACACAAUCCAAGCUGGAAAGCGAGAGCAAGGAGCUUGAUGCUACCGAAACGAAGCUCGAUGAAGAAACCAACAAGCUCACAGACGCUACGUCGAAGCACGACAGCGCGAUCAACCAACUGCAGCAACGCGUUGAAGAGGAGAAUACGGAACUUGACGCGACGCAAUCAAAGCUUGAGGAUGAAACAAGCAAGUUGAAGGAGACGGUGACGGAUCAUGGUAUGCAACUCGAGAAGCUGAAGCUGCGCGACGAUGAAUUGAACGAUGGACUCAAAGACGCUCAGGUGAAGUUCGACGGUGAAACGCAGCAGCUCGGUAAGCGAAUCGAUGAAGCACGAGACGAGCUGAAUGCUGCUACGUCGCGCAUCGACGACGAAACUAAGGAGCUGAAAGAGUUCUCGUCGAAGAACGGCGGGCGCAUUGAUGAAGCUUUGGAAGCUAUCUCUGGGAACCGCGAAGCAAUGGAGGCAAACCGCGAAGCGAUGGAGGCAAACCGCGAAGCAAUUAAGAACAUCACGGAGAUCAAGGACCAAGUCAGACGGCAUGCGGAUGAUCUCGUUGACCUCGAUCGUCGACUCGGAGAGGAAGAAGGUCAAGUUUAUAACGCGACGGCAGAGCUUAAGAAUCUCACGAUCAAGUUCGAUGAACACGCAGAUGCGAUGGAGGAAUUUUCUGAGAACAUGAAGCUUGAGCGAGAGAAGACCAGAGAACUCAUCGCUACCAUCGACGAAAAGGUUGGCAAGGUCCAGGAGUCGUACGACGAUUUCCGCCAGAAGAUUGAAGUAGAGAUGCAAAAGCUGGAGGAGAAAAUCGCCAAGCUCGAGCUGAGCGGCAGUGUCGACGAAAACAAAUAUCCAGCAGAGACGAAACAGUCCACGCCGACGGCGGAGAAUCAUUACCCGGUGUCGACUUCGGCGCCAGCGAACACGCCGACGGCGAAGAAUCAUUACCCGGUGUCGACUUCGGCGCCAGCGAACACUGAGCAAACAAGUCAGCUAUCCGGGCCAUUUUUUGAUCAGAAAUUCUAUCGCAUGCGGCCAGAGGGACUCGAACCCGACUUUGAACCAAAGAUGGACGAUCCAGCCGCAGAAUCUGGCGGGUUUUUCGCGUGCAACGUUCCUAAUCAGUGCAUGACUGGUAUGAAGAUGUUCACGCGUGAGAACCGACUUGUCGGGCUGCAGGGAUUAUGCGCUGGCGGCGCGAGAUCGACCGACUUGUUGUCUGGAUUCUACGACAUGUUCCCGAAGACGAGUACGAUAAAUUUUAACAAGUUCAUCGAGUCUGGAGAGGGCUCUGAUCGGGCCUGCACCAUGUCGUUUGGCGAAAACUCAGGAUCGCUUUUUAUUCGACGGGAGAAUGACUACGUGAUCGCCAUGUCCCAAGACGGAACCAAGGCGACACGAUGCGGUCGAGACGUUGAGACGGCGGCUUCCGUGCGGCAUCAGUGCCAAAAUCCCAGAGCUUGUAUCACUGGUUUCCACGUGAAGAACGAGUACGGCAAUCUGGAUGGAAACGCGCCGAAACGCACAGAGAACGACUUGGCAAUUUCAGUGGUUGACUUUGUGUGCUCAGACGGCAACUUCGCCGUCGACCCUAUCAAGCUUCGACCAGAUUACGGGCAAGUGAAAGUUCAGCCGGAGUUCACCGUGGGUGUGGCGAACACACCUAGGCACGACGGCACGAUGAGGCGCACGGUGACGCCAUAUCUGCGCCUCAAGACGAACACCGUGGUGAGCGACUCUUUCUUGAUGGCUGUAAAGGUUCGUGACAUAACCGAUUUGGACGUUACGGGAGGUUGGUGCACGCAACAAACGAUGCAAGCGUCUCUCAACUCGCCGCACACGUGCAAGGAAGGUGCCAAGCUCUGCGCCAAGCCAUCAUUCUUGUACAAUCCUGCGGGGAUGGAGUACGAGCUUAAAUUCGGUGAGCAGGUGUUCGAACUUCUCGAUCCUGAACGCCAUGAGAGCUCUCGCAUAGCGAUCUACAGCGAAGACACAUCGCUGCCGGAUCACGUCAAGCACUUCCCCAUGCCGAAGGAUCGCGAGUUCUUUCAGUUCGGUCGCAAGUACGAGGUGUGUGUUGCCGCCGUCGAGCGCUCCAAGUUCAAAAAUCUUGGUGCCUCGACGACGAACGGACCAUCGUCGAAGAACUUUUAUAACCGUCACCUGGAUGGGUCGGCGCAGUUCAUUGGUCUUCAACAAGUCGGUGAGAGACAGCUUCAAAUGCAAGGUGGACCGAAGCACUUCAUGGUCAAGGCACCGAAAGCGCCCUUGCGCUCUCGGAUGACUGAGCUCGAGUGCUUCUCCGGCGAAUGCGAUAUCUCUGGGUCCGUGCCGCCGAUCGAAGACAAGGUUAUUGAGUCUCAAUCGUAUCCGGCGAGACCAUCGUAUCCGGCAUCGCACCAGGCAAAAGCCGACGUCGGCGAAUUGACCGAGGAGCAGAUUGAACAGCGAGAAGCCACACACACGCUCGACGCCCGCCACAAGCUCGAACAGCUCCUGCACACCGGAGACGAAUCCAACCAAUAG